Molecule: messenger RNA, 4745 nt
Organism: Tachysurus vachellii
Lineage: Eukaryota; Metazoa; Chordata; Actinopteri; Siluriformes; Bagridae
Gene: zbtb44
Product: zinc finger and BTB domain containing 44
Exons: 6
Coding region: 349-2316 (655 amino acids)
Biological process (GO): regulation of transcription by RNA polymerase II; positive regulation of gene expression
Molecular function (GO): RNA polymerase II cis-regulatory region sequence-specific DNA binding; protein binding; DNA-binding transcription factor activity, RNA polymerase II-specific
Source: RefSeq, a predicted model, not a curated record
UGAGGGCUACGCGAAAGGCAUGCUGGGAUUGAAGAUGUAAACAUCAACUGGCCCAGAAAAGGAGCUGCAGCUCCAAUACGUAACGAUUUGUAUACAGGGUACAUUUCCAAAGACUUUUCUCGGUACAAGUUAUAGCGGUUAGUUACGACGUACAGGAAUGUCACGUUUUCCCUGAAGAAAAAAGGAGAGAACUCCUGUUGAAACCGCAAUGUUACCACCGAGGAACUAGCGAGCUCGUGCUAACAUGGAUAGCUCGCUGGUUAGCUUCAUGCUAACGUAACAUUUUUUUUGAUAAACCAUCGUGUUUACGCUGCUUUCGUUUAAAAGGAAAUCCAUCCUUAAUCGGUGAUGAAGAUGGGAGUGAAGACGUUUACCCACAACUCAGCCAGUCAUAGCCAAGAGCUGUUGGACAAGCUCAAUGCGUUGCGCAGCGAAGGCCACUUCUGCGAUGUUACUAUUCGUGUUCAGGGCCAGCUAUUCUCUGCCCACAAGGUGGUGCUGGCUUGUUGCAGCGACUUCCUCAAAGCUAAGCUCUCUGGGAAACCAAGUGAUGACGAGUCCAGCACGGAGGACAAUAAGGCAGUUCUGGAUCUUCACCAUGUUACCGUAGCAGGCUUUGCGCCACUGCUGGAAUAUGCUUACACAUCCACUCUGUCUAUCAGCACAGAGAACAUCAUCGAUGUCCUAGCUGCAGCCAGCUACAUGCAGAUGUUUGCAGUGGCCAACACCUGCUCGGAAUUCAUGAAGUCCAGCAUCUUGUGGAACUCGUCACCAGCUUCCAACAAUACUUCCACUCUUCACCGGCCGCAGGAAGCUCCAGAAGGUGCCACGACUUGCACUUUGACUCCACUGGAUGCCCUAUCACCCUCGCCCGUAUCUUCAGAAUGCAGUGCACCCGAGCGGCCUGUGCCUGUGUGCCGUGAAUCACGUCGCAAACGCAAAGGCUUCGCCAGCCCGCAACCGACCUCCUCUUCCUCACCACAAGUCCCAAAUCCUUCGCCUUCAUCGUCUUCCUUCCCAGAGAGCUCUGCUCAGACCUUGGAAUCUUCCCUCGCUUUUUCUUGGACAUAUCCAUUUGGUGUAGACCGUCGCUUUACUUCAGAAAAGGCCAAACUUCCUGAGGGGUUGCUGGAGUCUAGUGGAGCAUCCGGACAAGACGGAGGCAGUCGGGCACUGGUGGAGUACUUGUCCUGCGAGGGCCCUCGGGCACUGGGUGUGGGUGGGACGGCUGUGGUAGAGGAGGAAGAGGAGGAUGUGCAAGUGAAGGUGGAGAGGCUAAGCGACGAAGAGGCACACGAAGAGGCAUCACAGCCAGUCAGCGCUUCACACAGCUCACUGACCGACCAGCAAACUGUGCCUGGCAGUGAGCACACCCAGGAGGAUCUGCUCAUCAGCCCUCAGUCUUCAUCCAUAGGCUCCAUGGAUGAGGGGGUGACCGAGGGCCUCCAGUCCAUCCAGGGCACCCCAAACACUACUGGCCACAUGGAGGAGGACGAAAGGCUGGAAAAUGUCCAGUACCCUUACCACCUGUACAUCAGCCCUUCCACACGCCCGGGACAUAAUGGGCCCGAGCGGCCGUUCCAGUGCCCCACAUGCGGAGUCCGUUUUACUCGCAUCCAGAACCUUAAGCAGCACAUGCUCAUCCACUCAGGCAUUAAGCCGUUCCAGUGCGACCGCUGUGGGAAAAAGUUCACACGGGCCUACUCCCUAAAGAUGCACCGUCUGAAGCAUGAAGGUAAACGCUGUUUCCGGUGCCAGAUCUGUAGCGCCACAUUCACAUCCUUCGGUGAAUAUAAGCACCACAUGAGGGUGUCCCGCCACAUCAUCCGCAAGCCUCGGAUUUACGAGUGCAAAACGUGCGGCGCCAUGUUUACCAACUCCGGCAAUUUAAUCGUACACCUGAGGAGUCUGAACCAUGAGGCAUCAGAGCUAGCAAACUACUUCCAGACCAGUGAGUUCCUCCUCCCAGACUACUUGAGCCACAUGCAGGAGGAAGAGGAGGAGAACCUGGCCCAUUUUGAGAUGACCGAACAAGCCUUUGACGUCGCCGCCGCCACCUCCUCCUCCUCUUCUUCCGUACAAACUCCAGUCAUCUCCCAGGUCUCCUCAACCAUGAACCAUGACUCCCGACCCUCUGCCUGCAUUUCCCAGAAUUCACCAGGCUCAAGAGUUGGCCACGGGAGUGAGGACGGAACAGCAGGGGAGGAGGCAAAAAAUGCUGUCACCUCGUUACCAGAGCCGGAGCAAGAGGAAAGGGAGAAAGAUGGCGAGGGACAGAAUCAAAAGAAAGCUCUUGUGUCAAUUACAAUCGAAUGAGAAGCAUUCCAUUUAAUUCUUUUGGAAUUUGUGUAUGUAUUUUACAGAUCUUGUGGCCUGAAUCAGUAUAUAAUGCUAAAGAAAUAAAGUGAACACUGGACUCUGCGUGGAGAAUGCAAGUUGGAAUACUUAUUAUAGUUGACUUUUUUUCAAAGCUUCAUAUGUAGUCCGGAAAAGUUCUUUAUAGGAAUGUUAUUCUUUUCAGUUGCUUUAUAUAGGAACAUAAGGUUAUAUGUAGUGGUUGUUUUAAAAAGUCAUUUAUUCUGAAAUUCAGACAUUGUAAGCUUGAAAUGUUUAAACAUUGUUUUUAACUGUCCUGUAAUUGAUUUUCUUUUUUUUUUUUCCUUCCCCUGAAGCUUUAUCAACUAAAUGUUGACCCUCUAUGAGGCCAUAUGUCAAAGAAUAUUGUGUACGAGUCAAAAGCUGUGAGAUGAUUACACCUUCGCCUUAUUCAGUCAAGCUGGAUCGUGCUAGACGAAGUGUAGGGAAAGUUUUUGGUUUUGUUUUGUUUUGUUCUUUUCGUCCCUUUGAAGCAAUUUGCUUAGUCUCAUAAAGCAGAGCAGUUUAACUGUAGCACACUGCAGCCUGAACUUUUGAGGCUAACAAGCUGAAAUGUGAAAGACCGUGCUACUAUUUCAUCUUCAUUCUUCUGCAGCAGAAGCAGUCCAGUACAAUGUGCCGUUUAGCCUAAUUUUUAAAACAUAAGCUUAGACUCCAUUUAAGGGAUCCUUCCUUGGUGGUGUCUCCUUUCUAACUGAGUAAAUUUCCUGAAUUUGUCGUGAUUUUUACACAGGAUUUUUCAGCGUUGAAUUGUAUUUGGGGUAAGGAAGUAAGAGAUGUUAAAAAUCACCCACUAUCUCAACAAAGCCUCUCGUUUAUUUUCUACUGUAUGUCAUGCUGCUAGAUUUUGACAGCUGUGCCUCACAACUAGAAACCAUUAGAAUAAGAAUUUCCUGUAAGGAUUUCAAUACAUGAAACGUUGAGAAAAAUGGAAGAAAAGUGAUGCUUCCUUUCCCCAAUGGCUGUAUAUGUUUGCUCAGUUGCACCGAGCAGUGACAUUUUUCUCCAUGACUAUAGUCAACUAAUAUCGUUUCAGUACAAUCUGUGAGACAUGACACGACAAAAUUGUGAAAGCUGUAUGUAGCACUUGCUCAAUUCGGUCAUUAGCAAACACACAGUAGUUUUUCCUCCCCCUUAUAUUUGACAUUGCACAAGGCAAUCAUUUGGCCAAAAGCUGCUCCAUGUGACCUUCUCAAUAAACCAAUCAUAUGCAUUGUGCAAUAUCCAGCUUUUAGAUAACACCCAUGUUUCCAAAUGUGGCUAAAAAUGUUAUUAUUCGUUAUUAUUAUAACGAAUAUUAUACAUCGUUAUUAUUAUUGUAAAUGUUUAUAUUGUUUCGUCAAGGCUUAUAAACAGUUAAUAAAUUCAACGACAAAUAAUUAGCAGGACAUUUUCAAACAAUUCGAUUUAUUUAGAAGGAAUUUUUAAAGCCCUUUUUUUUGAACACCAGAUCCUUUUUAUUCAUGCAGUGCACUUCAUUUACAAGAAAUGAAAGAAACAAACAAAAAAAUAAAAGCGUGUUACUAUAUAGGACGCAGUGUUUGAUGGCAUCUUGAUGGUGGUCAGUAUACUGACUAAAUACAUUCAGUAAAACCCUGCUUCCUCUAUCUCACCAGGGCUUUUGUGGUAGGUUCAAACGCCAGUGUCUAGUCUGAGUGUUCAUAGUGAUGCAUUUUCCAACACAGUAUUGCCUUCUGUAUCUGCUUUCUUUUUGUGGUAUCUGCAUGUUGUCCCGGUCUAAACAAAAUAAGAGCAAAAUUAACAUAGCAUGGGUUGAUUUUAUUUGUUGGAUGUUUUGGAUGUGUGUGGAACUAAAGUUUUUAUGUAAAAUAUUCAAACUUAUGUGUCUGAAAUGUUUCAACAGAGAGAAAACUUGGUGUUUUGAUGGUCAUGAUACUCUUUCUGAUCCUGCAUAAAUAAUACAAGUCACCUAAGUGAAAUUUUGUACAUUUCUUAUAGCAAUGUGAGUAUGAAUUGUUAUUUGACUUGAGCCUUGUAGUGUCUGCUUUUGUGACGAUGUCUUAAUGGUAUUUACUCUUUGUUUUAUUACUUUUUUCGUAUCUUGUGCCUUGGAUAUUAAAUCUGUAGUAUAUUUUAAUGGCUAAAACAUACAUUGAUAUGAAUUCAUACCAUUUUGUAGACAGAAUGCUGGUAGACUUAUAAUGUAGCUAGUGAUCGAAAAUAUUUUUUGAAGUGCUAUAUUAUUGGUUUAAUAUGUGUGCUUGUGUUUAUUUUGAUAAUGACAAAUGUACCUUUAUUGUUUUGUACCUUUUUGGUGGUCCUUAUGCCAAGACAGAUUUGCUGAAUGAUGUUUUGUAAAGUCAGCAAGUUGCAACUGAAUUAAAUGGUUACACCCUACCACUCCAAAA